Cajanus cajan (pigeon pea) is the source of this 2798-nucleotide messenger RNA. RefSeq lists its product as uncharacterized. Gene Ontology annotation, biological process: protein phosphorylation. Lineage: Eukaryota; Viridiplantae; Streptophyta; Magnoliopsida; Fabales; Fabaceae. Gene Ontology annotation, molecular function: protein kinase activity; ATP binding; protein serine/threonine kinase activator activity. The record is from RefSeq and is a predicted model, not a curated record.
AAAAAAGAGGAAGAGGGACCCAUAAGCAUUGGGAAGCGAAGGGGAGGAGUAGGAGGAGGAACUAGGAAGGAGGAACAAGUGAUGGUGCUCAGUGCUCACCCAAACAAAAAACUCUCAUAGUCUCAUGUGAUGGUGGUCAACGGGGGGAGGUGAGGGUGGUCAAUCAAAGUCAAAAUGGGAAGCCGAAGCUACUCGGCCAACCCGAGCGACUACAAGCUUCUGGAAGAAGUAGGGUACGGAGCGAGCGCCACCGUGUACCGCGGAAUCUACCUGCCAUACAACGAGGAGGUGGCGGUCAAGUGUCUGGAUCUGGAUCGAUGCAACAGCAAUCUGGAGGACAUAAGGAGGGAGGCGCAGACCAUGAGCCUCAUCGAGCACCCCAACGUCGUCAAGGCCUUCUGCUCCUUCGUCGUCCACAGGAGCCUCUGGGUCGUCAUGGGCUUCAUGGCGCAGGGCUCCUGCCUCCACCUCAUGAAGGCCGCCUAUCCCGAGGGAUUCGAGGAGGACGCCAUCGGAUCUAUCCUCAAGGAGACUCUCAAGGCGCUCGACUAUCUCCACCGACACGGCCACAUUCACCGCGAUGUUAAGGCUGGCAAUAUUCUUCUCGAUUCCAACGGCCAGGUCAAGCUCGCCGACUUCGGCGUCUCCGCUUGCAUGUUCGACACCGGCGACCGCCAGCGCUCCAGGAACACCUUCGUCGGCACCCCCUGCUGGAUGGCGCCCGAGGUUCUGCAACCUGGCACCGGUUAUAAUUUCAAGGCGGAUAUUUGGUCUUUCGGAAUUACGGCGUUGGAGUUGGCUCAUGGACACGCGCCUUUCUCCAAGUAUCCUCCUAUGAAGGUUCUUCUAAUGACCAUUCAGAAUGCUCCCCCGGGGCUUGAUUAUGAUCGUGACAGAAAGUUCUCCAAGUCUUUUAAGGAAAUGGUUGCCAUGUGCCUGGUAAAAGAUCAAACAAAGAGGCCGUCUGUGGAGAAGUUGCUCAAACACUCCUUCUUCAAGCAAGCUAAGCCUCCAGAGCUUUCUGUAAAGAAAUUAUUUGCUGAUUUACCGCCUCUGUGGAACCGUGUAAAAUCCCUCCAGCUUAAAGAUGCAGCUCAGCUGGCACUAAAGAAAAUGCCUUCUGCAGAACAAGAAGCAAUAUCUCAAAGUGAAUAUCAGCGAGGAGUUAGUGCGUGGAACUUCGAUGUUGAUGAUUUGAAAGCUCAAGCUUCGUUGAUGCAGGAUGAUGAUGAUAUUGCAGAGAUGAGGGAAGAAGAUGAAAACAAAUUCUUUAGCUAUUAUAAGGAUACAACUGAUUCCCAGUUUAUUAUGGACAAAAAGAAUUCAAAUAACUUGCAACAAGAUGAGUUCGUGGCACCAGUAGGUAGUAGUGACAUACCACAGAGUGAGAAGAGAAAUGGAUCAGUUGCUGAAGCAACACCAUCUACUUCAGAGAAGGACGCGGGAACAAGCAAAGUUAAAACUCAAUCAGGGAAACUUGGUAAAACCCAAAGUGGACCACUGGUGCCAGGCUCAGUGCUUGGUCUUUCUUUACCUGAAAGAGGGCGUGCAUUUGAAAGGUUUGAGAAUGAAAAUCAGUUCUCAGGUGAGAAAAAUAAUCGUGAUAUACGACGAGCUCCAAGCUUCAGUGGUCCAUUAAUGCUUCCAAACCGAGCUUCAGCAAAUAGUUUGUCAGCUCCGAUAAAAUCUUCUGGAGGAUUCAGAGAUUCCAUGGAUGAUAAGUCUAAGGCUAAUCUAGUGCAAAUUAAAGGUCGAUUCUCAGUGACAUCAGAAAAUUUAGAUCUGGUGAAGGAUAUUCCUGUAAGUUCAGUUUCACGCCGAUCUUCACAGGGAUCACCAAUGAGGAAAUCUGCCAGCGUUGGUGAUUGGAUGGUGGAUUACAAACAAAUGCCAAUUGGUCAGCCCUCCAAUGAUUCUGCCAAUAUGAAUAUUCCUGCAUCUAUUUUAGUGCCUCAUCUUCACAAUCUUUUCCAGCAGACAUCUAUUCAACAGGAUCUUAUAAUGAAUCUGUUGAAUAGUUUGCAAACUGCCGAGGCAAUUGAUGCUUCUCAGAAUGGAAAGUUGCCACCAUUACCUCGCAAUUCAGAGAACAAUGGAAGUGUUGAUACAGCAGCUUCAGAGAGGGAAACUAUGCUGCUGGCCAGAAUUUCAGAACUCCAGUCUCGGAUGAUUAAUUUGACUGAUGAGCUGACGUAUGAGAAGUUAAGAUACGGGCAGUUGCAACAACAGCUAUCUGGUUUCUACAGCCAGGAACAAAAUGGGGAGAGAGACGAAUUUGCAUGAAAGCUGAUAAAUAUGAUCUUUAGUGAAGUACAUGUACAUCCUGGCGAGUGAUCAAUCAUAGGUUGGACUCCAAUUUUUUCUCUUUGCUGAAGGAGAACUGCUUUUUGGAUGUUGAUAGUCCUUGAUAAGUGGCAUAUAUAUUCUCUGAUCCAGCCUUCCUUGUGUUCAAUAAGCCUUUGUGACGAUCUAAAAGCCCAGCUAGUGCAAAUGAGCAAAAUGAUGAUCUGUCAAAGUUGAUCUCAUUAUUUAUUUCAUUUAAAGAUUCAGAUGUAAAUAAGCUUCUCUGUUGUAUCAUACUGCAACGUCUUAUGUUUGCAGAUUAAUCCGGAAUUCUAGUGAUAACUGGUAAGAAAGUUACGGGGACUACCCCGGGGGAGAAAUAACAUCCCUACAUAUUGAACUGCUUUUAUUAUUACUAUAUCGGAUUUGAAUUUGUAUAGCCUUAUUGUAUUCUACCAGCUGAAUAAUAGGUUCUGUUGUGCUGAAUGAGUCAACAUGGUAAAAUAUUCUCGUAC